Molecule: messenger RNA, 2616 nt
Organism: Archocentrus centrarchus (flier cichlid)
Lineage: Eukaryota; Metazoa; Chordata; Actinopteri; Cichliformes; Cichlidae
Product: histidine decarboxylase-like
Exons: 12
Coding region: 377-2350 (657 amino acids)
Biological process (GO): histamine biosynthetic process; L-histidine catabolic process
Cellular component (GO): cytoplasm
Molecular function (GO): pyridoxal phosphate binding; histidine decarboxylase activity
Source: RefSeq, a predicted model, not a curated record
UUCAGGAAACGAUUCAUGGGUUUGGUGUGCAAUUCGAAAUAUAACGGGCAGCGAAACGCAACAGACUCCCCCCCUCACAGAUUGUGGUAUUGGCCACUGUUGCGCGUUGGUUUGCAAUCUAUUUGAGCUUUUUGGUGAUGAAACCAGCCAGAAAGAGUAGAUUUUCCCUGUUUGGGAACAUAUUCAGCUGAUCUGAGCCAGACCCUUGGGAUGAAUGGGACCUUUAGAGUGAGGCCCCGAAUGCGCAGGCUGGGGCUGCGGUGCAGGGUACACGGCUGCUCCAUUGGACAGCUGCGGCUACUUAGGGGAUUGUCUUGGUGCAGGUGAUGGAGAUGGCAUGGAAGCUGACACUAGGGGCCCUGACUGAGGUAAGGAGAUGGUGGACUACAUCACAAAGUACCUGGGCUCCAUCAGGGAGAGGAGGGUCAUUCCAGAUGUGAAACCAGGUUACAUGAGGCAGCUUCUUCCUGAGACUGCGCCUACAGAGCCGGAGGACUGGGAGAAUAUCUUCAACGAUAUUGAGAAAGUCAUCAUGCCAGGGGUGGUUCACUGGCAGAGCCCUCACAUGCAUGCCUACUAUCCCAACCUGACUUCAUGGCCCUCUAUGCUCGGGGACAUGCUGGCAGAUGCCAUCAACUGUAUUGGAUUCACCUGGGCCUCCAGCCCAGCAUGCACAGAGCUGGAAAUGAAUGUGAUGGACUGGCUGUGUAAAGCACUGGAGCUCCCCUCCUUCUUUCUCCACCACCAUCCUGACAGCAGAGGUGGAGGUAUACUGCAGAGCACAGUCAGUGAGAGUACACUGGUUGCUCUGCUGGCAGCCAGGAAAGACAAAAUUCUGCAGCUGCGGGCUGAGCUUGACCAGGACGUGGACGACUCAGUCAUAAAUUCAAGGCUAGUGGCCUACGCUUCAGAUCAGGCUCAUUCCUCAGUUGAAAAGGCAGGACUGAUCUCAUUGGUGAAGAUCAGGUUUCUGCCCACUGAUGAGGAGUUCUCUCUGAGAGGAGACACUUUGAAACAAGCCAUAGAAGAAGACAGGGCCAGAGGACUUUUUCCCUUCCUGUUGUGUUCAACUCUGGGAACUACAGGAGUGUGUGCCUUCGAUAAGCUAUCGGAACUGGGACCAGUCUGCGAGGAAGAAGGACUCUGGCUCCACGUUGAUGCUGCGUAUGCUGGCUCUGCUUACUUUUGUCCUGAGCUCCGUUGGUCCCUGAAGGGCAUUGAAUUUGCCCACUCUUUUGUUUUUAACCCUUCUAAGUGGAUGAUGGUCCAUUUUGACUGCACAGCAUUCUGGGUAAAGGAUAAAUAUAAGCUCCAGCAGACCUUCAGUGUUGAUCCUGUUUACCUCAGACAUGAAAACUCACAGGCAGCCACUGAUUUUAUGCACUGGCAAAUACCUCUCAGUCGACGCUUCCGUGCUCUGAAGCUUUGGUUUGUCAUGCGCUCCUUCGGACUGAAAAACCUCCAAGCUCACAUCAGACACGGGAUUGAGAUGGCAAAACUUUUGGAGUCUCACAUUAAGAGCGACCCAAAUUUUGAGGUUCCUGCAAAGAGACACCUUGGUCUGGUGGUCUUCUGCCUGAAAGGAGGGAACGCUUUGACCCAGGAGCUGCUGAGGAGACUGACUCGGUCAGGCACCAUGUACCUCAUCCCUGCAGAUAUUCAUACCAAACGCAUUAUCCGGUUUACGGUGACCUCACAGCACACUACUGCAGAUGACAUCCUCAGGGACUGGAGCAUUAUCUCUAAAACAGCUUCCACUCUCCUGGCUGAGAGGCAGACUUUGAAUUAUGCAGACCAGCCACAGUCAGGAGAAGAUGAUGUAAUAGGUGAUGAAGAAUACCAGGACUCUGUCUUUGACACUGAGUCUGAUGAGACAGAGGAUGAUGUUGCCAGGUUGGAAAAAGCUCAAGUGGAGCUGUGGCUUGACAAGGCUUGGGAUCGCUCUAGGAGACCAAUGCGAUCUCUUCGCUUCAACAGCGAGCCUCUGCCUUACACUUACAUAGCACCACAGUGCGGCUGUGACUUUGAAACUAAGUCUAGAGUUUCCAUAGGUGGUCUCCCUGUGCCUUCAACAACAGGAUCUGGUCCUACAAUUAAGAUUACAGAGAUGCCUUCAAAUGUUCUGGGCAAACAGGUCCUGAAAAAGCUGACAAAACUCUACAGUGUUCCCAGAUUCUGCAACCAGUGGGUGCAGUGUGGUCGGCACCAGCUGUGCUGCCCUCUGAAGGUUUCACCAGCAGCUCAAAAACACUUAUCCCCCACCUGCAGAAGAGUGAACUGUAUGUCUUCUAAAUCCUGUAGCCAACAAAGCUCCCCCUACUACCCCACUGGAAACUCCCACUGCACCUAAACUCCUCUAAUGAACUCCAAACCAGCACAAAGUCAUUCACAACCACACAAUAAUUCAGCUAUUAAUUGUUAAGCAGUUUACCUCAGCACAGGCUGUGCUGGUGCUGAGCCACGACAGUCACCUCUUGACAAACCGAUGAUCUCCAAAUUACAGUGGCAGUGAUAUGGGAAUUCCUCAUAAAAAAAUGAUAUUAUAAAGUAUUUCAGACUGAACAUGAGUUGAAAUGUAAUGAAAUACCUUGUAAGUGUAUAUAUCAAUGAUGCAAA